UCGGAGGCAAUCGGUUCGGAAUGAGCAAAUCUCCGUCGUCGGAAACGACCAGCGAGACGCUGAGUGUCAGCGACGAAUCCAUCGCUGCUUCCGUGGCCAAUUCGAGUGCUCCGUUCAGACCGAAUGUCGCCAAACCGGUGAAGAAACCGUUGAAGGAGGAACCCAGAGAACGUCCACCAUGGCGUCCGGCCAGCGUGGCGCAAGGAUUGGUUCCGGCUGUUCCAAAGCCCGAUCUGCGAGCGAGAAUUUUGGAUGUGUCCAAACGGCUGCGCCGGGUAAACGCAUCCGUUCAAACCGAUCCGGUGCAUACAAAACUCAUGAAGGAAGCCUCAACGGAUGAGCAGAAAGAUCUCAUUGCAAUGGUGGAUGAGGAAAUACUUACCGAUGGAAAUCUGGUGAUUAGAGAGAUUGGAAAUUUUAUUCUGACGCAUUCCGUCGCACAGAUGACGGAGUCCGUGCCAACGCUAGAUGUGGCAACACAAACGGCUUUGCCACGUAGCGGAAUUUCGUUCCGAAAGUUUCUGGAUUCUGGAGCAGGUGAUGGUCCGGCUCCGAAGGUGGUAAUUGAUGAAGCACCCAGCGAAAAAGACGUUAAGCAAUCUUCCAGUUUGGCGGAGUUGAUGAAAAUAGACGAGAAAAUCAAGCAGUUCUUCAGGACUUCGGACAUGGAUGUUCUGGACCAUCUGGAGGACAAUGGAUCUACCCAUAGCGGCGACAGUAUCAAAGAACAGCCCACCCCAGAUCUGCUAGCCGGAUCGUCACAGGACGCAGAUCAGCACAAAUCAAGAUUCCUGGAACCUCCCACUUUCAGUUCCUGGCAAAAUCUGGACUUCUCGGAUGAAGAAUGUGAACAAUACGUUCCGCGCGAACUACCCCGACGCACAGUUGGGGAAGGUAACCGACCUUGGGCCGAGUUCAAAGAUAUGGUUAUAGGUUCUCGGCUAGCCAACAUGCGUCUCUCGCCCAUUCCGCCUCGAAGACCACGCCCAAAUAAGAAAACCGUUACCUGGAGCGAUACGCAACACCGUGCCGUGUCUGACCUUCUGCAUGAGGCAACCGCUCUGGUGGAUAUGUUUGACCACGUUUCGAUGCUCCUCGGACCAGACAUCAAGCUCCAUCCGAUCCCACCGCAGGAGGAAUUCAAACUACCACCACCCAAAUGGGAACCCCUAUUGACUAAGUCCUGCGACCUGCUUGAGGAAAAGUUGGCCCAGGUUCGGCACCUGACCUUCGAAGACCUGGACAACGAUCUUCUGUUGCAUCCGGCUAAGAUGCAGCCAACCAUCGAUCUCGAGGUGACUUUGUGAAGAAAUCAGAAAAACAGACGGUCUCGAACAUAAAAUUUAUUUAUUCAGUUUGCAAACUUAACAGAUCUGUAAUGCUUCUUGAUAGUAUGUAUGUGUGUCCAUGUUUGUGAUUAAAACACUUGACAGGAAGUGA
Ochlerotatus camptorhynchus is the source of this 1440-nucleotide messenger RNA. RefSeq lists its product as uncharacterized. Lineage: Eukaryota; Metazoa; Arthropoda; Insecta; Diptera; Culicidae. Bases 21 to 1307 code for a protein of 428 amino acids. The record is from RefSeq and is a predicted model, not a curated record. The transcript is spliced from 4 exons.